Messenger RNA from Eriocheir sinensis (Chinese mitten crab), 459 nucleotides. RefSeq lists its product as uncharacterized. The record is from RefSeq and is a predicted model, not a curated record. The coding region runs from base 1 to 459 and encodes 152 amino acids. The transcript is spliced from 3 exons. NCBI's taxonomy places the organism in Eukaryota, Metazoa, Arthropoda, Malacostraca, Decapoda, Varunidae.
AUGGGGCCGGAGGAGGGCACGUCCAGAGUGUUGGCGGGGGAGUUUUUGUACUUUAACAACUACUACUCCAUCAGGGUCCAGGUAGCCACGCACCGCGGAGCAUCGGCCGACAUCCCUGUCCAUAUCAGCACCACUAAGUACCCGCUCUUUCCCGGCAACGGUUGGGCCUUUAGGCGCGGCGCACCCUUCAUCGCACGCUUCAACCUGGCCAUACAGCGGCUCCUGGACGCGGGCCUCAUCAACUACUGGAUGGACGACGUCAUCAACACCUACGUCACCAACAAGCGGCUGCAGGACAGUGGCUCUAAGCGUGACGGGAACCUUCAGGCGCCCACUACGGGGGAUGUACGCGGCCAGGUGGUGCUGGGGCUGCGUCACCUGCAAGUCACCUUCUACAUCCUGUUCGUGGGCCACGCUGCCGGAACACUUUCCUUCCUCGCUGAGACCUCCCUGACCUGA